AAACCAUAAUAAAUCGCAUUUGAAUCAAAAGUAAAGAUAUCAAUAACUAUAAUGUACGUGACAAGGCCUCUUUCUCUAUAUAGAGAGUCUCCGUCGUCAAUAUCGAUGCCGCCACCGGAGGGUCCGAACUCGGGGAUUUUGGUGAUUCAAGAUCAAAAAGAAGAUGCAGAAUUGAGAAGUAGCAAGUGGUGUGGAAUGUUUAAGAAGAAGGAAUCAGUGAAGAUGUUGCCGUUCCCUCAGAACAAGAUACUGCGGCUUACACAUUCGGUAGAGGCAGGAGAAUUUGAGUAUUCAGAAUCGGUAUACGCAGUGCUGAUUCCAGUUCUGAAUAAGCCUCUCUCCUCGAACCAAUAUUAUAUCAUCAAUGCUCGCGGCGCCCGAAAAGGACUAGCAUGCACCAAUUCAAAAGAAGACGAGACAAGCAGCAGCAAGUGCUGCUACACCGUCCCUGAUCCCCCGCCACAAAUCUUCGACCCGAAAAAUGAAUACCAACAAUUUCAAAUCAGUGAUUACAUAUACUGUGGAGGAGCCUCCGGAUUUGUGUCCAAGUCUGUGGCUCCAGAUGGGGUUCCUCCACUACGUCUAAGCCGCAAUGGCUGGCAAGCUUAUCCCCAACCUCUCAACAACUUCCUCGAGCCCACCCAAGCCCUCGGUCUCAACGCCUCGCUCCGAGCCUGCCUCCCAGAUCUCAACUUUUCAUUACCCUGCAAAUCCUCUGACGCAGUGGUUGUCGGGAAGUGGUAUUGCCCUUUCAUUUUCAUUCGCGAAGGAAAUGAAGCUGUUGGAUCUCAAAUGACCAACUCGCUCUAUUAUGAAAUUACCCUCCAUCAGAAUUGGGUUGAGAUUUUCAAAUGUGAAAAUAACGGUGUAGCUCCUGAUAAUGUGGAUGCUUUUGUAGAAAGGGAAGUUGUUUCGAUUGCAGGCGAGGCGGCCACGCCAGUGGGGAGUAGAAAUGUUGGUGAUGGGAUUGUGUGGUUCGAGCCAUGGAAGGUUGGGUUGAGCUUGGUGAUUGUAGAGAGGAUGAAAUGGGAACAGGAAAGAGGGGGGUUUCGAUGGGUUGAAGAAAGGGAGGAAAAGAAAGUGAGGGUAGUGAAGAAUAAAGAGGAGUUGAAGUUUAAGGAAAAGGGCAAUAAGUGGAAGAGAUUUGGAUGUUAUGUGUUGGUUGAAAGGUUUGUGGUUAAGAGAAUGGAUGGAAGUUUGGUUCUUACUUGGGAAUUCAGGCACACUCAUCAAGUUAGAACCAAAUGGGAAUGAUUUCAAUCAACGUUUUGAGAGUGAUAUUGAAAUUGUUAAAGAUGUUCUAUUUGAAGUUUCUCCAAAAUGUCUUUAAUCAUGCAAAAAUGAUUUAAUGUUUAAUAUUACCCUCUUAAAUGGGGUUUUGAAUAUUUUGAUGAUAGAUGAUGUAGUUCUCGAGAUUAUCUUUUAAUAUUCUUGUUUGGGUUCGGUUAGGUAUAGUGAAAUAGCAAUUGUGUUAUCACCUCUUGAUAAAAUAAAAUCAUAUAUAUUCAUGUGACUGGAAAAUUAUGAUUUUUUAUUAAA
Molecule: messenger RNA, 1539 nt
Organism: Benincasa hispida (wax gourd)
Lineage: Eukaryota; Viridiplantae; Streptophyta; Magnoliopsida; Cucurbitales; Cucurbitaceae
Source: RefSeq, a predicted model, not a curated record